CGGCAUGCAGGUGUCGAUCGCGUGUACCGAGCAGAACCUUCGCAGCCGGAGCAGCGAGGACCGUCUGUGCGGGCCCCGGCCAGGCCCUGGGGGCGGUAAUGGCGGGCCAGUCGGUGGGGGGCAUUUGAAUCCUCCGGGGGGAGAAGGGUCCCGCCCCAAGGCCCGAGCCACGCCGGUUCCCCGACCCCCAGCGCAGUCUGAGGCCCUCCGAGAGAGCACCGGCCGGAACACUGGCAUGAAAUACAGGAACCUGGGAAAGUCUGGUCUCCGAGUAUCCUGUCUUGGCCUGGGUACCUGGGUCACAUUUGGUUCUCAGAUCUCUGAUGAGACAGCAGAGGAUGUCCUGACAGUAGCCUAUGAGCAUGGCAUAAACCUGUUUGACACCGCUGAAGUGUACGCAGCAGGAAAGGCUGAAAGAACCCUAGGCAACAUCCUCAAGAGCAAAGGUUGGAGGAGAUCAAGCUAUGUCAUCGCCACCAAGAUUUUUUGGGGAGGACAGGCAGAAACGGAGAAAGGCUUGAGCCGCAAACACAUCAUUGAGGGCUUGCGAGGAUCUCUGGAACGGCUCCAGCUGGGAUAUGUGGACAUCAUCUUCGCCAAUUGCUCAGACCCCAACAGUCCCAUGGAGGAGAUUGUGCGAGCCAUGACAUACGUCAUUAACGAAGGCCUGGCCCUAUACUGGGGGACAUCCCGAUGGGGGGCUGCAGAAAUCAUGGAAGCCUACUCCAUGGCCAGACAGUUCAAUCUGAUUCCUCCGGUGUGUGAACAAGCUGAGCACCACCUGUUUCAGAGGGAGAAGGUGGAGAUGCAGCUGCCAGAGCUCUACCACAAGAUUGGUGUUGGCUCUGUCACCUGGUCCCCUCUGGCCUGUGGCCUCAUUACUAGCAAGUGUGAUGGACGAGUCCCAGAUAAAUGUAGGGCUACCAUCAAGGGGUACCAGUGGCUCAAGGACAAAGUGCAGAGUGAGGAUGGUGAGAAGCAACAAGGCAAAGUCAUGGAUCUUCUCCCCAUUGCUCACCAGCUGGGCUGCACUGUGGCCCAGCUUGCUAUUGGUGAGAUGCCACCAGCCCUGCCUCCCCCCUCCCACCCCCCACAAGGGCCCUGUCUUCUCCUGAGAUGUUCCCAAAUCUACCCUAAGAGUGGUUUGCCCCUAGACAGGAUCCUCUUCCUCAGAGAUGCCUCUGAGGGCUUGGUGGUCGCUCCUCCCCAUUGGUUGUCUCUUUUUCCUUCUCUGGCCCCAGCGUGGUGUCUCCGCGGUGAGGGUGUCAGCUCGGUCUUACUGGGGGUGUCCAGUGCAGAGCAGCUGAUAGAACACUUGGGUGCCCUACAGGUGCUGAGCCAACUGACCCCGCAAACGGUGAUGGAGAUAGACGGGCUCUUGGGGAACAAACCACUUUCUACGAAAUAGUCCGUCGGGAGCGCGGGGACCCAAACCCUAAGCCGCUGAGCCCUCCCAGGAACCGCUUCCUCGCUGCCGCUUCUCUCCAGCUCGGGAUCCCUCCAAGCAGCGGCCAAGGCCAGGGAAACCCCGCCCGCCAAAGAGUCCCGGCUUCGAGUAGCGAGACGCAUUAACAAAGCCAUAUCCUUCCGCAGUGGCGCUUGAGCAAGAAAGUAGUCCACCUGCCCCCUGCUGGCGGUCUUCUUAGGCCCACUUGCUAAACCCGGUCAUGAGCUACUGGGCCUUUCCUUCUCUGCCACUUGGUCUUGCUCCCUUCUCUCUUCCACCUAUCGCCAAGGCCCAGAAAAAAACCUCAAAAGUGACCCUCGAGAUGUCAUCAAGAGGGUAAUAACCUAAUAAGAAAUGAGUUGUGACGUCACCUGGGACAUAGGAAAUGGGGUUCUUGCGUUUUUCGGAACAAAGGUAGCCAGGCUGGUCCUGGCAGGAAGUAAAUGAUGAUCUUUGGGAAUCCAGGACCCUGCUUCCCAGCCAGGAGGUGGAGAAGGGGGCUUAAAACUGGAACUAAAUACUAAUACAUUGUUCUUGUGGGGAGGGGGGUAAGUAUGGAGAAUACAGUGACACAGCACUGACAAGGUAGAGGGAAAUUUGAUGGUAGAAGUGUAGCGUGGCCUGGCAAAAGUGGGCAGGAUGGGGCUUGGAAAACUAAGUUGGGCUGUGCUUCACUGUAAAUAGCUACAGCCUUUGGGUCACAGGCAGAGAUGUGGGGCUGACACGAAAAGGUCUGGGGAUAGACUUAUGCCCUCAGCAAGACUUCCUGCGUGGUAGUGGAGAAUUGCAGUCUUCCUCCUGGCAAUAAUCCUAAAGCAAUAAUGAUGGCCCCUUUUCUGUAAGACUUCCCAGGGAACUGUAAAUAAAAUCUCAGCUUGAUCCUCACAGUGUCUGAAGUUGCAGGGGCGUGGGGGACAGAGUCUCAGACUCAGAUACCUGGCCCUCUACCCAGCUGGUGCAACAGUUGAGAGCUUAGCUGCUGACUGUAAGGUUAGCAGUUCAAACCCACCCA
Messenger RNA from Loxodonta africana (African savanna elephant), 2459 nucleotides. It is a transcript of the gene KCNAB3, whose product is annotated as potassium voltage-gated channel subfamily A regulatory beta subunit 3. Gene Ontology annotation, biological process: potassium ion transport; regulation of potassium ion transmembrane transport. The record is from RefSeq and is a predicted model, not a curated record. The transcript has 13 exons. The coding region runs from base 5 to 1408 and encodes 467 amino acids. Gene Ontology annotation, cellular component: cytoplasm; membrane; voltage-gated potassium channel complex. Gene Ontology annotation, molecular function: voltage-gated potassium channel activity; transmembrane transporter binding; potassium channel regulator activity. NCBI's taxonomy places the organism in Eukaryota, Metazoa, Chordata, Mammalia, Proboscidea, Elephantidae.